Molecule: messenger RNA, 1706 nt
Organism: Canis lupus familiaris (dog)
Lineage: Eukaryota; Metazoa; Chordata; Mammalia; Carnivora; Canidae
Product: V-type proton ATPase subunit e 1-like
Exons: 1
Coding region: 16-261 (81 amino acids)
Biological process (GO): proton transmembrane transport
Cellular component (GO): proton-transporting V-type ATPase, V0 domain
Molecular function (GO): proton-transporting ATPase activity, rotational mechanism
Source: RefSeq, a predicted model, not a curated record
GGCGGCUGGGCAGCCAUGGCGUACAAUGGCCUCACGGUGCCUCUCAUCAUGAUAAGCGUGUUCUGGGGCUUUGUCGGCUUCUGCGUGCCCUGGUUUAUCCCUAAGGGUCCCAACCGGGGAGUUAUCAUCACCAUGUUGGUAACCUGUUCAGUUUGCUGCUAUCUCUUUUGGCUGAUUGCAAUUCUGGCCCAACUCAACCCUCUCUUUGGACCACAGUUGAAAAAUGAAACCAUCUGGUACCUCAAGUAUCAUUGGCCUUGAGGAGGAAGACCUGCUCUCCAGCGCUCAGUCAUUGAGGUCACGAAGAGAAUUCCUCUAGAUGCAAAAUCAACUCCAAACCCAGACCGCCUUCUUUGACUUGCCUAUUUUGGCCAUCAGCUGCCUUAAACAUUCACACCAUAUUUGAAUAUCUUAUUCUACAAUGCAGUAUUUUUUCCUGUUGCCUUUUUUUUUUACAUUUUGAUGAAUUAUGUGCCUACUUAACCUAAACUGUGCUGACUCCAUAAAAUGUUUAUGCACUCUUCUGAGAUAGAGGGUGCUAUUCUUCUGAGAAAUACAUUGCUCUCUCCUUGGAACCAGUGAAUUUGAAGAUGACUCCUGCCUGGUCACAACAUGGGAAUCAGCAAAGUGUUUAAAAACUGUCACAAGACAAGGCAGUCAGUAGGAGAGCAUGUUCAGAGGGAAUAUCUGUCCCAACAGAAUUACACCAAAGUAUAUUUUCAGGAUGACUUUCUUAUUUCUGCCAUCUAAUGGAAUAAAUUAUUUUUCAGCUUUCUGUGGAAAAAUUAAAAAAAUUAAAACUAAAAAAAGAAAUCAACUAUAGAGGAAAUUUUGGAAAUUUACAAGUUAUGUGAAAAUGUAAUUGAGUAUCCAACUGGUCAGAGAAGAAAGUAUAAUAAAUACUUUGAGAUGAAUCAAAAUGAAGAUACAACAGACCAAAACUAUGGGAUGCAUCAAAACAGUAGCUAGUUGAAAAUGUGUAGCUAUAAAUACCUAUAUCAAGGAAAGAUCUCAAGGGCACCUGGAUGGCUCAGUGGUUGAGCAUCUGCCUUUGGCUCAGAGUCUUGGGAUUGAGUCCCACAUCAGGCUCCCCAGCAGGGAGCCUGCUUCUCCCUCUGCCUAUAUCUGUGCCUCUCUCUCUGUGUCUCUCAUGAAUAAAUAAACUUAAAAAUCUUAAAAAAAAAAACUCUCAAAUUUAGUGGCUUAACCUUUCACCUUAAUGCACUUGAAAAAAAGAACAAAACCUAAAGUAAACAGAAGAAAGUAAAUAAAGAUUAGAACGAAGUAAAUGAAGGAGAACAGAAAGACAAUAGAGAAAUCAGUGAAACCAAAGGUUCUUUUUUUUUAAAAGGUCAGCAACUUGACAAGUCUUUAGCUAGAUUGACUAAAAUAAAAUAAAAAGAAACGACAAAUUAUUAAAAUCAGGAAUGAAAAGGGACAUUACUAGCAAACUUAUAGUAAUUAAAAUAAAAAACCUAUAGGGGAAUGCUAUAAACAAUUCUGUGCCAAUAAAUUAGGUAAUUUAGGUUAAAUAAACAAAUUCUUAGAAAGACAAACUACCAAAACUGAUUCAAGAAGAAAUAUAAAUCUGAAUAAUAGACCUAUAACAAGAAAUUGAAUUGGUGUUAAGAAAAAUAUACCCACAAAAAAAAAAAAAGAAAAGAAAAAUAUACCCACAAAGAAAAAACCCUGGACCCGGAUGGCUU